Molecule: messenger RNA, 7401 nt
Organism: Boleophthalmus pectinirostris (great blue-spotted mudskipper)
Lineage: Eukaryota; Metazoa; Chordata; Actinopteri; Gobiiformes; Gobiidae
Gene: c1galt1lb
Product: core 1 synthase, glycoprotein-N-acetylgalactosamine 3-beta-galactosyltransferase 1, like b
Cellular component (GO): membrane
Molecular function (GO): N-acetylgalactosaminide beta-1,3-galactosyltransferase activity
Source: RefSeq, a predicted model, not a curated record
GUGGUUUUAAAAAGGAAAGUAACAGCGUGAAACAAGUUAGACGUAGUUUUUACAGCGCUGUUAAUUUUACUCGGCAUUUGUUUUGCGUAUAAUCGUGUGACAGUUCCAUUUCCAGACAGCUGUUUUAAGUGGACGCUUUUUUUUUUUUUUUUUUUUUUAUCAAGAUCGGAAAGGCUAAGUUUGUGUUAGCACAGGGUCGCCACAUAACGGGAAAGCUAGUAGGUAGCCAUUCCCAGCUGUGCAAAUACGAUGUUAGGCCAAGAGGAGUCAUAAACUCGCUUGAAUUACUUUCUACACGCAUACCAGCUGGUGCAUCUGUAAACCUGCUUUUUUGCAUCACGGAUAUCUUAAUUUGCGAGUGUUGCUGCUGUUUGCUAACUAUGAACCAACCAGAUCCGCAUUGUUUUUCCCUAGACGUGUUGAAGUGGCUAAAAGAAGGACAGACUAUAAGAUGGGGCUCUCGAUAAGGCUGUUUUGUCGCUUUUUCCACAGAUCCUGUCAAGUUGAAGGACUGACAGCCGCCGAAUAGACUGUCAAAACCGAGGACAGAGGCAGCAUGAAGGCACUGGGGUCCAGGUUUUCGUUUUACGCUGGGUUUGUAGUGGGGACUUUCACCUUGUACGUGUUCCUACGGCAGCUGUGGUACGAAAGGACUGCCACGGCUAGUUUCAGUAAUUAUGACAAAAUACACGAUUAUCAACUCCAACUGGAGCAAGAUAGGAAAGUAUGGAAGAAAGACAGAUCAGCGCUGUUCAACCUGGAACACCCACACCACCAAGGUGAGGACAGUCGAAUGGCAGAUGAACUCUAUAAGAAAGUUCGUAUCUUGUGCUGGGUCAUGACUGGACCCAAUAACCUGGAGAAGAAAGCUCGCCAUGUAACCACCUGGAGCCGCCACUGUAAUGUUGUAAUCUUCAUGAGCUCCGUCGAUGACCCAGAUUUCCCUACUGUUGGUCUCGCCACCAAAGAGGGACGUGACCAGCUUUACUGGAAAACCAUUCGUGCUUUUCAUUAUGUCUAUGAACACCACGUACAUGAAGCCGAUUGGUUUCUAAAGGCAGACGAUGAUACUUACGUCAUUGUUGAUAACUUGAGAUGGGUUCUGGCCAAUCAUACUCCAGAAGAACCCAUAUAUUUUGGUAGGAGGUUUAAACCUUACACCAAACAGGGGUAUAUGAGUGGAGGAGCGGGUUAUGUUCUGAGCAAAGAGGCACUGAAAAGAUUUGUGGAGGGGUUUAAGAGUAAAACGUGCACUCAUACUACCUCGGUGGAGGACUUGGCCAUGGGGCAGUGCAUGGAGAAGGUGGGUGUGAUCGCAGGGGACUCCAGAGACACAGCACUGAGGGAAACGUUUCAUCCAUUUGUGCCCGAACAACACCUCACCACCAAGUUCCCCAAGAGCUUCUGGUACUGGAGCUACUGCUACUACCCCAUCUCAGAGGGUCCAAACUGCUGCUCGGACAUUUCGGUCUCCUUCCACUAUGUUGAUCCGUCUCUCAUGUAUUUAAUGGAGUAUUACACCUACCACCUCCGUGCCUUUGGUUAUAAGUACCGCUACCAUCCCCCUGUCCCAUCCGGGUACAAGGGGGUCCUGGAAGCCCCCCCUGCUCCUGCUUUGGACCAACGAGACCAUGUCCAAAACCAAGUCCAAGACCCUGCCCAGGAUCAAAAACCAGUCGAGGCGGCAGAGGAGGCGCACAGUGAAGGCCAUUGAUGACAGUAGGACAGAACCAAACUGAAGGAUUUUACUUUGUUUUAAAUGUUUUUGAAUCUUUUUAACCUUGCUUCAUAUCUGAGACAGUUCACUUCUUUGAUAAGGAGUCAAAGAUGAACGGCAAAGAACACGAUAACCAGAUAAGAGUGAACUGUGACCUAGUAUUUGUGUGUUUUUUAAGUUAAUUUUGUUAUUCUUGUAAUUCUCACGGCAAAUGUCAAAAAAUUACAAUAGGAAAGGGAAAUUUUAGUGGUCAAAUUUUACAAAUAUUUAUUUUAAUAGUGAGAACUGGAUGAAAUAUUUUGGGAGAAUGUAUGGUUUUAAUUCGAAAAGUUGGUCACGCCAAUAAAAUGGAAGUAAAAAUUUAACAUUUACUGCGUAUUAACUGUUAUUGUUAUUACUGAUAAUAUUUUAGUUAGAGAUCAUUUUUUAAAUUAUAUAAUGUAUAACUUUUACUACUAAAUGUUCUUUAUUAGACUUUCUGACCAUUGCCAAAUUUAUUGACAUUUGCCAGUGAGUAUUAACAGCUUUUACAUUAUAAAUCUUUGUUAUUGCGUCUUCAGCUACUUAUCUGGGGGUUGGCAAUAUUGUCAAAAAAUGAAUAUUUUGUUUCACUUCAUUUCAGAGCUGAACUAGUUCAUUAUAAACAGUUUGCAGUGGUCCAAAGUUAUUCCUCACUUGCCUGAUGCAUUCUGACCAACCUAAUUAUUCACUGGGAUAAACAACACUUUUCAAAACUUUCAGAGACCACUGAAGUUUUGCAAUGAUGCUAAUGCUAACAACUAGCAUGCUAAAAUGCACUUCUACAGACUAUGGUCUUAUUUUGACCUCAAGAACUGCUUAUAGAAUAUGUCUGUAUUGGGUCAACACAAAUUUAGCUCAAAUAUAUGGGAAAAGGAGGUAGUUCCUUUAAUUAUGAACGGUAUACUUCAUAUUAAUGAAUAAAUAAUUAAAUAAUUAAUCAUAAUUUUUCAAUAUAUCUCCCUCCUCUACUUUACAGGCUCAAACAUUUGUUCAAACCACAAUGGGAUGUGUGUGUACUUUUUCUGUUGGGCUAAAACUAACCCCACCCCAACUCACGAAACUAAAUGCUGCCCAUUGUUUCUCUGUUGAGCAGCAGUUUGUAACUUAGAUCUAGUUAAAAUUAAGCAGCUUAAGGCUCUUUUGUCUGUGUUUAAACAAUGACAAUGGUGUAGCUAGCUGUUUGUCAAACACUGUGUUUGGCUCAUCUGGACUAUAAAACCUCUCAACUGCUGCUAGUCAGAUAUAUAUUUUUAAACUCAAAGUAUCCGCCACCUAAAGAUUGUGUUUUACGAAGUAUUUUUUUUUUAAAACAUCAUCUUUAAAUUGCAAAUAUUAAAUACUGAAGAUGCACUGUGUAGGGUCUGGAGGGUCUGCUUUUAUUAUUAUUCAUUGUCUGAAAUGUUCCACAGUAUGACAUUAAACAGCUGUACUUAACAUUCAUUUUAGAUGGUUUUAAAGCUCAAAAAUAUCUAGAAAAACAGGCAUUAUAACUGAGCAGAGUUGCCUCUCCACAGAUCUGACCUGUAUUCUGAUAAAGUUUGGUCUCCAAGGUUAAACACUGUUAAGCAUUCCAGACAAAGCAAUAAUAUCUCCACGGAGAAAAUAAUUUGAUGAACCCUCCAGCAGAGAAGUUACACAAUACACCUUUAAUGUUGAGAAAGGUACAGUACAUGACUUUGAUGAUGAUCCACAGUAUGGCAUUUAACUUCUCCAUCUCUGGAAAUAAGCAGGCAAAGUUACAAAUCAGAUGUGUGAAGAGGUGAUCCCUCUCACAGUAGAAAAGCAUGUUUUUCAGUAUAUUUCUAAAAGCAAUAAAAACUUUAAAUGAGAAACAUUGCAAGAAACAUCAGAUUAAUGACAUAUCUUAGAACAUUUGAAGUAAAGCAUUAUAACAUCUCCAUGGAGAGUAGUUUAGUCUACAGCAUAAAAGUUAUGUAAUAUACUUUUAAAAACAUUUAAAACAUGUUUUUGAUGAGGUAACCGCAUUCCAACAUGGCUCAAAGCUCACGAAUUAAUUUAGCCUAAUAUACGUUUAAUUAACAUAGUGAGGUAUUUCAUGCAAGUGUUGUUUUAACUAGUAUUAAAAAACAGGAAUUAUAACUUUUGUUAUUCAUACCACAUAAUGUAUUUGCAAAGUUACUCUCCAAUAUACACUUUCCACCCCUGUUUAGACAAGCACAUUGCACAGUGCUUUGUGGUAAAGCGUAAGAUUAAACUUGUGCCUCAAAUUUGCAAAACUCACCACAAUCUCUAAACCUAAAUUUGUAAUCUAGGCUGUUUCGUGAACACGUGCCCUCUACAACUGUUUAGUCAACUGUAAUCCUCAAUAACAUAGUAGCGGUUUACACUUGCGUUUAAGGUCUAAAGUAACAGAACAAGAUUUGGGUGCAAUGUUGACAGUUCUCUGAUAGUGAAAACCUCCAUUCAGGGACAUGCUAUAGUUUACAAUGGGCUUAGCUCCAAGUGGGACAGUGGAAAAAGGAUUAAACCAGGACAAAAAUAAAUGCUCUCUUUAAUUUGAAAUAAGUUUUAAAAUAAGGAAGCAACUCAAUAUAUUUUUUUAUGUGAUACUAUAUAAGUCCAAAAUGAAAGUAAAAAAAACCUAACCCUAUCUUAAAUAUCUUGAAAAAGUAUUGUGUUUGUGAAUGAUUUGUUUGAUAAUCAUGGUUCAUGCUGUCAUUAAAGCAAUUAAAGUAAUAAAACACAUACACACACAUACACACACCUCUAGUCACCCCCUUAAAGCAGUUUCUAACAAAUAUUUCAAACAUUAGCAGAGGUUUUGUGCAUCUGCUUAAUAGGCCACUUCUCAUAGAAAAAAAUGUAAUUUUUCUUCUUAACUUGAACACGUUGCACAUAUGUAUAUCAUUACAUUGCCCUUUCAUCCCAUUGUGGUUUUGGACUCGCCUCAGUUUAAACAGUAAGGAAGUAAUCUGUAUUUUACAAGCAACUAUCCUUUGGCUGCACCACAUUCCCGUUGACUUACCUCCUCGAAGCCUCAACUGUCCUUUCAUUUUGAGUUAUGUCUUAACCUUCCUUCUGGGUCCAAUCUUAAUUAUAAAAUGAAAUUAUUUUAUUUUGCCCCAGAACUUUGUGUGAUAUUGGCUUAAAAUAUGUAGUAGUACAAAACCACCACAUUUACUUUUGAUAAGGGCUGCGCAAUAUGAUAAACUAUUGUGAUAACUACAUUUUAACAUUUGAUUUCUACAACCAAAGUUUGGUAACUAUUGAAUUAAAUGCCACAACACAUUUAAUUCAAUAGUUACCAUUUUACCCUGUGUAAUGGGAGAAAUCUCAGUGGAAUUCUGCAAUACUUUACAAUAUAUUAUCCAGCCCUUCAAGUAAUUCUUUACUUGCCUAAACUAUUGUCUUAAUUUGACUAAUAUUUUGGUCUGUAUGGAAAAAAUGUCACCAUAUUUGUAUUAAUGGGAAAUGUUUUAUUUACCAAAAGGUUAAAGUAAUCCCCAUUUUCUGCUUGUACUGUCCAUGUUGGGACUGAGGAGUUGACGUUUUUAGAGCGAAGCUUUGAAAAUUGACCUGCAUUAUUCGUCUCUCUUUGUACUUCCUGUUUCUACUUCCUGCUUCCUGUCAUGUGAACUGUUUUUAGCUUGUGCCUUGAACAUGGAGACGCUGCACAUAUGACUUUGCACUGUGAUGUUAUAGAAAGAUUUAAAAUGUACCUAAUAUUUUAGACACUUGCCUUUUUAGGAAAGUCAAUGAAUGGUUUCCUUUUAUUGAAAUAUGAUUUGUGUGGAUUGUAAUGAUGAUUUUAAAAUUGGGAGAGCCAAAAACAGCAUUUCUUGACCUAUUGUUAUAUAUAUGUUGUGUGUUCAGAAUUCAUAAAAGUUUACCAUAGUAUUGUAACUAAACUGUAAGGUUGAGCCAGCGUAAUACUUUUGCAAAUCUCUUACUCACUGAAUCAUCUGAAAGCACAAAGAUACGUAGUUCUGACAGUUGAAAUUUGAACAAAGGAGAUGAUUUUGAAUAACUCUGACUAAAUUAAAUUAAAUUUCUUUGUUUCUAAUAAUUUCCAUCAUUUAACCUAUUUGACAAAAGUGAGCUGACGUGUUUUGUCAGUAGGUUUGGUUCACGGUCACAUUUGAAUUUGACAUUAUUUCAGCGUGAGGGCUGUUGCCUAGGAUCCACAAUACACACAUUUUUCAAUCCUGGUCACCGGUGAAUCUCCCUGUUUUCAAAUGGAGUCUGCCCAUAUCGGAAAAAAUAAAGGGAAACAUCUCCCCUGUCCCCCAGCUCCAUUUUAAUUCUUGAAUGGUGAGCUCUCAAAUGAACACAAUCUAUGUAGAAAUAAUAUUUCUAACUGCUUUCAUAUUAUUUGAUGAUCAGAUUUGAAGAACAUUUAAACAUUAACCACUGAUGCUUCUUUGUCUUUACAGCUAUGAGAAAAAAUUAAAAAUCCCUUCAAAAGCACUGCACUGCAAAACAAAUACAUCCACUUGACUUAAAAUGACUUGAAUUCAGAAUCUUCUUUUGAAUAGUUGUUUUUUGGUUUGUCAAAUAAUACUAAUACUAAAGUUAGGCACUUGAGUAUCAGUACUGAACAUUUGUUACACAUUACGGUAACAAAUCUACUGGUUGGACUUGAGUUGCACAUGUUUUUAAUUUGAUCAAGACUAGUUCAUUUAGAUCCCAUGAUACUCUUCAAUAAAUUGUUCUUAUUUUGUAUAGAAAACACCAGUGCUUUUAAGAAGACUGCUUUUAAAUAUUGUGGUAUUAAAAUCAAUAUAAAGUAUUGAGCCUCAGUAUUUCAAUGGAGUUUGAAAUAUUAGUAUUGUGGCAAUGCUAGUCUGGGUUUUGUUUUCUUUUGUUUGACAUUUUGGAUGUCAUGUUUCCAGGUAGUUUUACGAACCGUUUUCAAUAUAAUUUCCAUUAUCUACAAGUACUUACUAAAAACUGUUAAAAAAUAAAAAUAAAAAAUAUAUAUACUCAAAUUGAAAUCCGCAUUCUGGGCCUAUAUUAUGUUAUUUUCUGAGCUAUGUCAUAAUGCUGUUUGCUCAUCAAAAGCAUAUCCAGUGUGUUGUUUCAUUCACACGUUUAACGCAAAAAUCCUGCAUAUAUAGACACAUCUCUCUCAACUUAAAACUCUGUUCCACCUUGUGAUGUCAUGUGGCAAUACAGGAAGUGCUCCUCUGUGUUUUUAACCUUUAAACUGUUUUAAAAUUUCCCAUCUCUACUAAACAAAACGUAAAAGGUAGCUGUUAAAAAAACUACUGACAUAAGGUGGACUAGAGCAUUUUAGGCUGUGGAGUUGUAGACAGACUAAUAAUAAAGGAUUAGUUGAAUGUGUGAAUGUUUUUAAUGAGGAAACAGCAUUCUAACAUGGCUAAAAGCUCACUAGAGGCAAUUUUGCAUAGUAUAGGAUCUUUAAACUCUUAUAUUUUAUAUUUUUGCAGUGUGGUGUGCAGGUCUUUAACUUGAUUGUAUUGGACUUAUUUUUGAGCAUGUGUGAAGUGUUCAGACAGUGACAAUCUUGAACAUUUAACUCUUGUAUUAAAGGGACCGUGUACAGCAGUGUAUUUAUGAAAUCUGAAUGUAUUUAUGUUGACCUUUCUUAAUUGUGUAAAUAAGCCUUGAGCAGUGUGAGCCAGAAAGUUUUGAAGUGAAUGGUACUUUAAUCACUAUAAAUAAAUGCAUAUUUUAUUGUA